Messenger RNA from Gossypium raimondii (Peruvian cotton), 1498 nucleotides. RefSeq lists its product as uncharacterized. The record is from RefSeq and is a predicted model, not a curated record. NCBI's taxonomy places the organism in Eukaryota, Viridiplantae, Streptophyta, Magnoliopsida, Malvales, Malvaceae. Bases 231 to 1106 code for a protein of 291 amino acids. Gene Ontology annotation, molecular function: protein dimerization activity. The transcript is spliced from 4 exons.
AUCUAACUAACCAGCAAAACAUUAACUUGAAGUAACAAAAUCAGCAGCAUUGGCUUCAACUGCAGCCUGCAUGGUUCGGGCAGCUUAUUCUGCUUCUUGAUGCUGCAUGUGCUGCAUGGAGGCCAACUUCAACAAUUUGAUAUAUAAUUCAUGGAGUUUUUGCAAUUUUGUGACAUAGUUGCAGGCUUUGAAUAUGUUUCCACUGAUCUGAACUUUGUUAUUGGCAGGCUAUGAGAGAACAAAUAAGUGAAAGUACCAAAAUUCUUAAGGAUCUGAUCCCUGCUUGCAAUAAGGUUCAGGGGGCGCUUUUGCUUGAUGAGAUUUUUAGUUACAUUCAAUCACUGCAACGUGAGAGCGAGUUGCAGUUCUUGUCAUUGGAGCUUGCCGCAAUCAAUCCCAGAACGAACCCCGCCAUUGAAGCAUUUCCUCUUAAAGACUUCAUGGAUGUGGACAUGAAUGAGUUUCAAAACCUGCUACAGAUGAUCCUGGUUAAUGUGGAUCUCAACCCGACAAAACCUGAAGUAGCAACAUGCUGUAACGAUGAAAUUCCCAUUAGCGACCUACUUACGAAAAUCGAAGCCGAGGAAGAGAGCAAGGGGAAGUUUUCAGACUUCGAUGGCUUAGAUGGAGAUCGCAUAAAGCACGGGAAAUAUAGUUUCCCACACUCUCUGAUCCCUACCCUCGAGACAAUCAUUGAUGCUUGUGGCGAUAUUUCUGCAACAAGUAAGAUGAACCCGAGCAUCACCGAGAUGGUAUACAUAAUGUUCUGCGCUAGUGUCAAAGAGAUGAACGAUCUUCGACUCGAGGAAAUCACCGAGGAUAGGAUAUUGAAGUGGAGGGACGCAAUCAAGGACGCUUUACGUAUCAGUUUCAAGGUGGAUUUCGCCAUGGAACAUUUGAAGAAAAUCGCUUGCGCUUACAUCGGUCAAAUCGAACGUCAGAAGCUGAAGGAUCUAGCUAUGAGGAUAUCCAGGUUAGAGGAUGAUCUGAACUUUAGGAAACAAGAGCUUGCAAAGGCAUAUAAACAGUCCAAGGUUUACAUUGAUGUUGCAGACAAUUUUAAUGGCAAGCUUGUUAGCUGGGGUAUGUUUCAGUCGUGUGCAUAAUUUAAAACAUCCACACGAACUAUCCAAACUCGGAAAUUCAAUUUUCUUACAACAUAAUAACACAAACACGAUAUGAAUACACGAACUACGAACAGGAUACACGAUAAGCCUGGAAUCAUCCUUUCAUCUUCGGUCCAACUUCGAAAUUGGAAAAACAUAUGGCCAUGCAGCGCCUGUUACUAUUCUCAAGGAAAGAAAAGGCUUUCCUUUUGCCAUCUUCAUUUCCAAGCUCAACAUUUGAGAAACAUAACAGGAAACAACUUCUCUUCCUGUUCUUAUUAUCAUUCUUUUCAGACAUCGAGCCGUGGUCAACGGUGGGGUCAAGGGCCGGAACUUCCGGAACAGCUUCGAGUUCCUUAGGGGGCACGGUGACACUGUCUUUGACGUUUGUA